CGGACUGAGGAGGAGGAGGGCAGCGCUGACUGCAGCAGCUGGCGUGGGGCAGGGAGGGGCGGGGCGGGGCUGGGGAGCCGGGGCGGUCGCGGAGCAGGGCGCCGAGGACUGAGGACGCAGUCCGGCACCUAGCAGAGCGCCAGGCGUCGACAGGAAGCCGCGGCGCCCGGCCCGGGGGCGAUUGGCCCACCGCGCCCCCGGGGCGCCAUGGCCCUACCGCGGCCGGGCGCACCCGCGGGGCCCUGGGCUUGUCGGCUCGUGAGCAGCUGAGCGGGGUGCAGCUUGUAAAGGCCGGGGCUCCCCAGGGCGCAAGUGGAGGCCGGCGCCAUGGAGCCCCCGGCCGCCCCCUCGGAAAGGAGCCUGUCUCUGUCUUUGCCCGGACCACGGGAAGGUCAGGCCACCCUGAAGCCGCCCCCGCAGCACUUGUGGCGGCAGCCUCGUACCCCCAUUCGAAUCCAGCAGCGUGGCUACUCCGACAGCGCGGAGCGCGCGGAGCCAGAGCGGUCGCCGCACCGGCCGAUAGAGCGCGCCGACGCCGUGGACACCAAUGACCGGCCAGGCCUGCGCACGACACGCAUGUCCUGGCCCUCGUCCUUCCACUGCACUGGCACCAGCAGCUGCAGCGCGGGCGGAGGUAGCUGCAGGCGCUUCGAGGCAGAGAAUGGCCCAAUGCCAUCUCCAGGCCGCAGCCCCCUGGACUCGCAGGCGAGCCCAGGUCUCGUGCUGCACGCUGGGGCAGCCACUAGCCAGCGCCGGGAAUCCUUCCUCUACCGUUCAGACAGUGACUAUGACAUGUCACCCAAGACUAUGUCCCGGAACUCAUCAGUCGCCAGCGAGGCGCAUGCUGAGGACCUCAUCGUAACGCCGUUUGCCCAGGUGCUGGCCAGUCUCCGGAGCGUCCGCAGCAACUUCUCUCUCCUGACCAAUGUGCCCAUUCCCAGCAACAGGCGGUCCCCGCUGGGUGGCCCAACGCCUAUCUGCAAGGCCACAUUAUCAGAGGAGACGUGUCAACAGUUGGCCCUGGAGACAUUGGAGGAGUUGGACUGGUGUCUGGAGCAGCUGGAGACCAUGCAGACCUACCGUUCUGUCAGUGAGAUGGCUUCACAUAAGUUCAAGAGGAUGCUGAACCGUGAACUCACACACCUGUCAGAAAUGAGCAGGUCGGGAAACCAGGUCUCAGAAUAUAUUUCCACAACAUUCCUGGACAAACAGAAUGAAGUAGAGAUCCUGUCACCCAUGAUGAAGGAGCGAGAAAAACAGCAAGUGCCACGACAGAGACCCUCCCAGCAGCCCCCGUCCCCUGUGCCUCACCUCCAGCCCAUGUCUCAGAUCACAGGGGUGAAAAAGUUGACCCAUAGCAGCAGCCCGAAUAACUCUGGUGUCCCCCGCUUUGGGGUGAAGACAGACCAAGAAGAGCUACUGGCACAAGAACUGGAGAACUUAAACAAAUGGGGCCUCAACAUCUUUUGCGUGUCGGACAAUGCAGGAGGUCGCUCCCUCAGUUGCAUCAUGUAUAUGAUAUUCCAGGAGCGGGACCUGAUGAAAAAAUUCCGCAUCCCUGUUGACACAAUGGUGACCUAUAUGAUGACACUGGAGGACCACUACCACACGGAUGUGGCCUACCACAACAGCCUUCAUGCAGCUGAUGUGCUGCAGUCCACCCACGUGCUGCUGGCCACACCUGCGCUGGAUGCUGUUUUCACGGACCUGGAGAUUCUUGCUGCCCUCUUCGCGGCUGCCAUUCAUGACGUGGAUCACCCUGGGGUCUCCAACCAGUUCCUCAUCAACACUAAUUCGGAGCUAGCGCUCAUGUACAAUGACGAGUCGGUGCUCGAGAACCACCACCUGGCCGUGGGCUUCAAGCUGCUGCAGGAGGACAACUGCGACAUCUUCCAGAACCUCAGCAAGCGCCAGCGGCAGAGUCUGCGCAAGAUGGUCAUCGACAUGGUGCUGGCCACGGACAUGUCUAAGCACAUGACUCUCCUUGCUGACCUGAAGACCAUGGUGGAGACGAAGAAAGUGACCAGUUCGGGGGUCCUCCUGCUGGACAACUACUCCGACCGCAUCCAGGUCCUUCGGAACAUGGUCCACUGUGCAGACCUCAGCAACCCCACCAAGCCACUGGAGCUAUACCGCCAGUGGACAGACCGCAUCAUGGCCGAGUUCUUCCAGCAGGGUGACCGUGAGCGUGAACGUGGCAUGGAGAUCAGCCCCAUGUGUGAUAAGCACACAGCCUCCGUGGAGAAGUCUCAGGUGGGUUUCAUUGACUACAUUGUGCACCCGUUAUGGGAGACAUGGGCUGACCUCGUCCACCCAGAUGCCCAGGAGAUCCUGGACACAUUGGAGGAUAACCGGGACUGGUACUACAGUGCCAUCCAGCAGAGCCCAUCUCCACCACCUGAGGAGGAGCCAGAGGGGCCAGGCCAUCCACCCCCACCUGACAAGUUCCAGUUUGAGCUAAUGCUGGAGGAGGAGGAGGAGGAGGAAACACCUACAGCCCAGACACCAUCCCUAGCCCAGGAUGCUCGGGAAGGGCAGGGACUGUCCACCACCGAGGAAGGAUCAUUGGCUCCUGAUGAGACCACAGCCAAGCCUGCACUCCCAAUGGAGGAACAGGACAUGUGUCCAGAGAUUGAGGUAGAAGAGGUGUAUUUGAUGCAGCAGUCACAUUCAGAAGGCGGUGCACCUGUAGCCCAGGAGGAGCUCAUGUCCCAGGAGGGAUCGGUAGAUGCUGUAAGCUGUAGCAGCCCCUCUGCCCUGUGUCUUGGAAGCCCCCUUCUGCCUACCUUGAGGACCCCAUCCAUUUCAAAGGAGGCCCCGGGCCUCCCGGGCCUCCCCUCCACGGCGGCCGAGGUGGGGGCCCACAGAGAGCAUCAGGCUGCCAAGAGGGCUUACAGUGCCUGCCCUGGGACCUCUGGGGAAGAGCCUCUGACACUCCUAGCUCCUGGUGGCUGGGAGUCCAGUGGAGACCCCAUCUGAGCCCUAGUGCCCCUUCCCUGUGUCCCUCCCGGCUCCCUGGUUCUCCCAUGCCCCCACAGCCACCUCCUCUGCUGCCUCAAAGACUCUCAGCCCUCCUGAGAAAAAAGAAAACAGAAAAGUGGGGUUUUUUCUCUUUUCUUUUUAUCCCCCUUUCCCCUGCUCCCACUGGCAGGAUCUUUUUUUGGAGGUGGGGGCUGGGGAAUGAGAGGCUGAGGUCCCAGAGGGAUUUUAUUUUUUGAAUUUUAAUUGUAACAUUUUUAGAAAAAGAAAAAAAAAAAGAAAAAAAAGGAUGCAACACAGCGACUGUAGACACUCCUAUUCCUGGUUCUCCUUUUCCACCUCCAACUCCUCCCCCCCUUCCUCCCCAUGCUCCCCCACUCCCCAAGUUUAAGGCUGAGUCUUCCAGGCCUCUUAGACCUCUCUAUACCUGGGGCCUCCUUCUGGGCUUUUCUUUUGAAUUUUGGAGGGUCUUUGAUUGAAGCCAGUCAAGAAUAGCCAUUCUGAACAGGGAUGGGGGAAGGGGAGUAGCUUUCACUCUGGGAGGCCCCAGCUCCAGCCCCACUUUGGCUCUUGUCCCCCCUCCCAACAAAAGUCUUCCGCCUCAUUUUGCACAACCCUAGCAAUACUGACCAGGGGGUCAGCUAGCUAGGGAGGAGCUGUUCACUAGGAUGCAAGGGGUAGCAUUUUAGGGGCUAUGGGCCUGAGAUUUGAGGAGGGCCUGAACCCCCCUGCUUGCCACCUGUUUCCUCUUCCACUUUGAGUUCACUUUGAAUUUUCUCCAUUUUCAGGGGGUGAGGGCAGCUCUUAUCCACACACACACCUGUCCCCCCUUCUAGCUGCUUCUCCUCUUGUUUCUGCCUUAAUGAUUUCCAUGGCCAUAGGAGAAGGGGGUUGCCAUGUUUCCCCACCUGUACCUUGGGUGGGGCAGGGCCAGGCCCAGAGCCCCCAUCCUGGCUGUCUCCCCCCUUUCUUGGUAUCUUCCAUACCCCCCCAGACCCUGACCCUAGCCCCUGACCCUUUGCCCUAGGAGGAAGCAAUAAUAUGCAUACCCUCAUCCCCCUAUCCUGGGCAACCCCUCCCACCCUGGCACCAAAGUAAUUUCCCCUUUGUCCUGACCUUGCUGAGCUCCUCCCUAUGCUCCCCAACCACCCCUACCCCCCAUCUAGCUCCUGAGCAAUAUGACGGACAGAUGCAAGGCCAUUUUUCUCCAAGCCAUGGGGGACUAUUUGGAAGGAAAGACCCCCAACCCCUGUCCCCAUAGCCCUGGGCCUGGUUCUGUCACUAGGCAGAGCAGGAACUGUCUCAUUCGUUGCCUGUCCUCAACCUAAUCUGAGCACAUGGUACUGUAUUGUCCCCAAAUUUUCCCUAACCUUCCAUCUGUCUGUCCCCUCCCUGCUAGUGGUGAGCAACCCCCCACUCCCACCCCCACAAUGCUGUACAGGGUUCAUUUUUGUAGUGAAAGUAGUUUCUGUCCCAGCCAACAACUGGAGUGGGCCUUUUCUUUUCUGUACAUAUUGUAAGGUUGGUUUGUAAAUUAUUCUACAGAGGCAUAAAGGGAAAAGAAACUUGUUCUUCCUGGCUGACCCAUCAGGAAGGUAGGGAGGAGAUCUCCUGGAAGGAGAGUCUUGCUCCUGCUGUAUUAUACAAACUGUACAAUAGUCCCGGGAAUGGGUGGGCUCACUACCACUGCUAUUUUUAUGGGAAGUCGCAUCAUCAUCAUGGGGGGAGAACAAGGCAGAGCCUGCCACCUCCAACCUCCCCAGGAGCCAGGGGGUGACUGGCGAGAUGGACCCCCACCCCAAUCAGGACUUCUCUCCCGAGGGUGGGUGCAGGACCUGGUGAGCUGCUUGUAUGUUGUUUCAUUUUGAUGACCAAUCGUUCAGUCCACUGAUCGAUAAUCAAUCCUUCGAUCUUGUCUCUAAUAAACUGAGGCUUUCACUGAUUCUCCUGGCUGAUGUAGCUUCAUUCUUCACCUUAUUUGUUGAGGUGCUUCCUUCCUGAGGUGUCUGCUGGAGCAAGGGAGGGGGUGCUCUUUCACACCUAUCCCCAAGCAGGUAGAACUGUGAGUAGAACUCAGCUAGAAGUAGCCCCCAAGCCUGGGCCAGGUUAUACAAUGAAAUUUCAGACCAUGAAAAUUUUAAAUGUCAAGAAACACAAGUAGCUUUACUUCUUGCUCUCAAAGCAUGUCUAAUACAACUUUUGAGUCCUUCUAAAACCUAGCAGUUACUUCUGGAAACCUCAAGGGGUCUGAGGGAUGCCACCUCCAUUACCUGGCUUCCAGGUUGUGAUGAAAUGUCUCAGGUCAAAUUCUGCCUAGCAGACAUUAAACUUGAUUAUCAGGCACAAAAGAAUUUACAUCUUUAAGUUCCAUGGAUUCCUAGCAUUCUGUCCAUGUUAGGUUUGCAACUUUCACAUUGCAUUUUUAGAAAAAGAAAGAAGCCGGCUGUGGUGGCUCAUGCCUGCAAUCCUAGCACUUUGAGAGGCUUGAGGUAUGUGAAUUGGUUGAGCUCAGGAGUUCAAGACUAGCCUGAGCAAGAGGAAGACCCCACCACUACUAAAAAAAAAGAAAAACUGGCUUGGUCCCUGUAGCUCAAGCGGUUAAGGCGCCAGCCACAUACACCAGAGCUGGCAGGUUUGAAUCCAGCCCGGGCCUGCCAAACAAAAAUGACAACUACAACCAAAAAAUAGCCAGGCGUUGUGGUGGGUGCCUUUAGUCCCAGCUGCUCAGGAGGCUGAGGCAAGAGAAAUUGCUUAAGCCCAGGAGUUGGAGGUUGCUCUGGACUGUGAUGCCACCGCACUCUACCCAGGGCGACAGCUUGAGGCUCUGUCUCAAAAAAGAAAAGAAAAAAAACAAAACAAAAACCGAGACAAGAGGAUUACUUGAACCCAAGAGUUUGAGGUUGCUUUGAAAUAUGAUGAUGCCAUGGCACUCAACAGAAUGAGACUCUUUCAAAAUAAAUAAAUAAAUAUAUUUUUAAAUAGUAAAUAAAGAGGCUCAGCACCUAUAGCUCAAUGAGUAGGGUGCCAGCCACAUACACCAAAGGUGGCGGGUUUGAGCCCGGCCCAGGCCUGCUAAACAACAACAACUACAACCAAAAAAUAGCCAGGCGUUGUGACGGGUGCCUGUAGUCCCAGCUCCUCGGGAGGCUGAGGCAAGACAGUUGCUUAAGCCCAAGAGUUUAAGGUUGCUGU
Molecule: messenger RNA, 6171 nt
Organism: Nycticebus coucang (slow loris)
Lineage: Eukaryota; Metazoa; Chordata; Mammalia; Primates; Lorisidae
Gene: PDE4A
Product: phosphodiesterase 4A
Exons: 15
Coding region: 328-2979 (883 amino acids)
Biological process (GO): signal transduction
Cellular component (GO): perinuclear region of cytoplasm; cytosol; nucleus
Molecular function (GO): 3',5'-cyclic-AMP phosphodiesterase activity
Source: RefSeq, a predicted model, not a curated record